Candidozyma duobushaemuli is the source of this 357-nucleotide messenger RNA. RefSeq lists its product as uncharacterized. Bases 1 to 357 code for a protein of 118 amino acids. The transcript has a single exon. The record is from RefSeq and is a predicted model, not a curated record. NCBI's taxonomy places the organism in Eukaryota, Fungi, Ascomycota, Pichiomycetes, Serinales, Metschnikowiaceae.
AUGAACUACGACUACUCUCUCGAGGCAUCCUUCCAGUCCGCUAGACGCUCCUCCUCCAUCCCCGAAGACGGUUCGGCCUUAUCGCCAUCUCUGUCCGAGGGAACUCGGAGCAGCGGCUCCUUUAUCGAUCUUGACGAUAUCACCAAGGAGUUCCAGCGUUACCAGAGAAUGUUGUCGUCGGCAUCGUCUGCUACCGAAAGGCAGAUCGGACUUCGCGAGAUUCUCGACUCCGCUCGCGCAGAUCCGGGCAUUAGAUGCUCUUCCACCCCCAGGCUGUCUCAAGUUCACUUGCCUCCCACCUCGGAGUCCAUCAUCAAAGACCACGCCCGGCAGAUGGAGAGAAGAUGCAGCGUCUAG